UUUUCAGUGAAAAAGGCGCGUGGUUUGACGUAUAUUAUAAUAAAAUUCUCGUGUUGUUUUUACUUUUUUGUGUAAUUUCGAAGAACGCUAUACAAUUUGAAAUUUUCAAACGCUACAGAAAGAAAAAUUGCCGUAGUCUAGCAUUAAGCCAGAUGUCCUCAUCUUUGUCUAAUGCCGCCACAAAAAAAGUCUACAUCCAAGUUGAGACGGCGGCUGAGCAACAGGAAAAUUUGAAGAAUCAACGUAAAACCUUAAAAGUUUUACAAGGUGUAGCCACCGAUAAGGAAAAUCUAACGGGUCGUCCACAAUUAGACAAACUGAGUCGCCUUAAAGCAGCCGUUCAUGAGACCACCAUCUCAACGAAUUCGGGCAGUGAUUAUGCGAAACGUAAGAAGAUUGAAACCAAAGCGGCAGAAACUCAAACCAGUCCCGACUCGAAAUCCUUGAAUGCCCGCAAAAUAACUGCCGAGGACUUGUGCAGUGAGGAAAAACCGGGCGAACAUUAUUGGGAACGUUUGGCAGAGAAAAGACGUGAGGCUUUGGAACAGUCUUUAGAGGAAAAUCAACGUUUAUAUGAACGUAUUGAUGGCCUAGAAGAAGAGUUAAAUACAUCACGCCAACAGCUGGAAGAAGCUAAACAUUUGGUUUCAGUUCUAACGGAAAUGCUUGCUGAGGGAGAGGAAGCUGAGCCUGAAGAAGGUGAAGAAACUGAGGGUGAAAGCGAAGCUGGUGUAGCAGUUUUAGCUGCUGAAGAAUCCGAUGAUUCUAAUUCAUCUACACCCAAGGCUGAUAAACAAACUCAAAAUUAAUUUUAACUUUUAGCAUACAAUUAUAGUUAUAAGUUUCCUAUCAUAUUAACAAGAACAAGAGCUGGAGAGCAUUCAUUCCUUUGCUAUAGAUAUUUGCAUUAAAAUUAUCAUUAAAAGGGUCUUGUUUUAUUCAACAAUUAAUAACAAUUUCCUUAAUAGUUAAAUUAUGUUUAAAAACCUGAUUUUUUUCUCCUGUUGAAAUAGUUUAAAAACAAGACUUUCGUUUUUUUUUCUAACAUCUAAUAUUUUACGUUUUCAUUUUAUAGCUAGUGUUUUUUUUAUAUAUUAGAAUUAUGUAGUUUUUUUAAUAUUAAAACCUUAUGUUGUUUAAUUACUUAAGAAUUACUUUUGAACUAUUUACCAGAGUUAUUUUUUUUUUUUUUUUUUGAUUAUAAAAAUGUUAAAUUUAAUUUUAGUUUAAUAACGAUUUCCUUUUUUUUCCUUAAACACAUAGUUUUUAAUCUGAUAUAUACUAAUAAUAAAACAAUAAUAUUUGAUUA
Molecule: messenger RNA, 1309 nt
Organism: Lucilia cuprina (Australian sheep blowfly)
Lineage: Eukaryota; Metazoa; Arthropoda; Insecta; Diptera; Calliphoridae
Gene: geminin
Product: geminin
Exons: 2
Coding region: 153-809 (218 amino acids)
Biological process (GO): negative regulation of DNA replication; negative regulation of cell cycle
Cellular component (GO): nucleus
Source: RefSeq, a predicted model, not a curated record